Schizosaccharomyces osmophilus is the source of this 3654-nucleotide messenger RNA. RefSeq names its product COPII-coated vesicle component Sec31 (gene sec31). Gene Ontology annotation, molecular function: protein binding; structural molecule activity. Gene Ontology annotation, biological process: endoplasmic reticulum organization; intracellular protein transport; endoplasmic reticulum to Golgi vesicle-mediated transport. Bases 1 to 3654 code for a protein of 1217 amino acids. NCBI's taxonomy places the organism in Eukaryota, Fungi, Ascomycota, Schizosaccharomycetes, Schizosaccharomycetales, Schizosaccharomycetaceae. The record is from RefSeq and is a predicted model, not a curated record. The transcript has a single exon. Gene Ontology annotation, cellular component: COPII vesicle coat; endoplasmic reticulum exit site.
AUGAGAUUAAAAGAUAUCAAUAAGAGCGCAACAUUAGCGUGGUCCCCACAGGGAGUAAAUAAUAAUCAGCCUUUACUUGCCGUAGGUGGUUAUAUAGGCACUGAAAGUACCAGAGAAAGUGACAAUCUUUUGGAGAUUUGGGAUACUUCAGCUGAAUCCAACCAACCAAUUGGCUCUACGAACACUAAUACCAAAUUUUAUGAUCUUGACUGGGAAAGAUCUUUAGAUAAACAACACGGUGUCAUUGCUGGUACUAUAGAGGAAGGUGGUGUUGGAUUUUACGACGCCUCGGCCAUUUUGAGUUCUGAUGAAAGCAGCGCUUCCAUAGCAACCUAUAAAACUGAAAACCAUUCCAUUCUAGGACCUUUAGAUUUCAAUCCAGUACAAACCAAUCUUUUAGCAUCUGGUGAUAACAAUGGUGAUGUUUGGGUUUGGGACUUAAAAAACCCUUUGAAGCCCUUUUCCUUACCUAAGCAGAACCGUUCUUCUGAAGUCCAUGUAGUUGCCUGGAAUAGCAAGGUGUCCCAUAUUCUUGCUUCGGGUAAUUCGUCAGAAUAUACCACCGUAUGGGAUCUUAAAGCAAAACGACAAAUUUUGAAUCUCUCAUAUAUGGGUGCUACUGGUACGAAUGCUACUGGCGGAGUUAAUAGCAUUGCCUGGCAUCCUGAAAAUGCUACUCGUCUUGUCACUGCUAUUGAUGAUAACCGAAAUCCUAUCAUAUUGACUUGGGAUUUACGUUAUCCUACAGCACCUCAGAACGUUCUUACGGGCCAUCAAAAAGCUGCCCUUUCAUUAUCUUGGUGCCCUCAUGAUCCAAGAUUUUUACUCAGUAGUGGUAAAGAUGGUCGUGCUAUCGUUUGGGAUGUUGAUACCGGUGAAUCUUUAGGAAACUUCCCUCGUUCCGGAAACUGGUAUACUAAAGGCACUUGGUGUCCUUCUAAUUCUAACCGGGUAGCAACUUCCUCCUUAGAUGGGAAGGUCUCUAUUUUCUCUAUUCAAAGCACAAAUACUGACAAAACUCAUGAGGCUUCUUUGCAAGGUGUUACUUCUAUCGAUGACAACGAGUUUUUCAAUAAUCUUCCUUCAAUCGCUGGCUCUCAGGAACCUGCCUUUACUUUGCCUAUCGCUCCCAAGUGGUAUAAAGUUCCCUGUGGCGUUCGCUUUGGAUUUCCCAAUAAAGUCAUUCGUUUUAGUCCUGAUUCAAAAAACGUUACCAUAGAGCCUCUUGAAGUUGAAGAAAAUGAAGAGUCUAUAGAUAAAUUUUCUUCCACAGCUAAGUUUCAAACGGAGGAUGACAUAGUCUCUUUUUGUGAAUCUGGUGCAAAAUCUGCAAAAACAGACGAAGAAGCCAAUAAUUGGAAGCUUCUUAAAGCUGUUAGUCAGCGUGUAUCUAGAAGUGAAUUUGUUAAGCUUUUAGGUCGUGAGAAUAUUAAGGAAAUGCAUAAAGAAGACAGCACCACCGAAUUAGACAAGAAUACGAAAGCUUCUAUCAAUCUUAAUGACACAUCUAAGAACCAAAAUAAUGAGAUUUAUGAUGAUGAUACCUCGUUUUAUGGUAAAUUAUCAGACAAUUUACAGAAUACUACAAUCUCUGAUAAGGAGGUUGAAUUUUCGAAUGACCCCUUCAAAAUAUUCAACUCGGAGGACUCUGAGCUUGAAACAAAUAUCACAAAAAUGCUGCUUACAGGUGAUAUAUUAUCUGCUAUUAAGACCUGUAUUGAUGACAAGAAAAUAUCUGAAGCUCUCUUCCUAGCUACUUUUGGCGAUGAAGAAUGCCGCAAGUGUGUUAGAGCAGCAUUUUACGAGAUGCAGGAACAUAAACCAUCAUAUAUGCGUCUUUCAGCUUGUAUUGCUGGUAAUGAUUUAGAAAAUGCUGUGCAAAAUGCAGAUCUUAGUCAGUGGAAGGAUAUUUUUGUUUUCAUCUGCACAUAUGCCACUAAUGAAGCAUUUUCUCCUUUAUGUGGUAUACUUGGCAAACGUUUGGAAGACCUUGAUGACUUCAGCUCUAACCGUGCUGCAGAAUUUUGCUAUAUUGCUAGUAAAUCAUUACAAAGUUAUGCAAAUCUAUGGCUUAAGGAACUUGCCAAUGGUGGCGUUAGUGAGGAUUCUAAGUCUUCUUAUGUUGGAUAUGUUGAUCAACUCACCAAACUUAUGGAUAAAGUUAACGCAUUUCGCUCAAUCGUUGCAUAUGAAGACGAUGAAUUGUCUGCGACUGGAGACUGGAAGUUAAGUGGUCUUUACGAAGUUUACCUUGAAUAUUCUAGGAUUUUGCUUUCGGCUAAUCAUUAUGAACAAGCUAGAAGUUAUUUGAAUCUCGUUCCUGCUUCAUUUCCUGGCGCAAAACAAGAAGUUGAAAGGUUAUCAAUUCUUCUUACACCUGCCCCAAUUCCUGAAAUUAAUAGGUCUACUUAUGGUCCUUCUCGAAGUGUGCCGCAUCCUGCUUCUUCAAUUAUUCCUCAGCCAAUUCAAUUGGCAACUAAUUCCAGUAACCCUUACGCUUCUGCAUACUCGAGCAACAUUUCACAGGCUGCUGCUGGGCCUCCCAUGACCUCUACUAUUCCGCCACCUGCGGUAUCGAACAAUGUUGCAGCGGGCUGGAAUGAUGCUCCAAUUGUUAAUCAGCCACCAUUGAGACGUGCAGCUCCCUCAUUGCCUGCCGUAAGAUCGCCGUUCCCUAACGCUGGAGCACCUUUGCCUCCUAAUAUGUCACGCACUAGUAGUACUAGUACGCUACCACCACCACCUUCUGUAGGCGCGGCCGCAGCCGCUCCCCCUCCACCAAAGAUUGGUGAAACGUACCAACCGCCAGCACAAACCGUAAGCCAGCCUCCGGUGAAUCAAAGCCAAAAACCGGCUAAUCCUUACACACCAAUAGGGGUUCAGUCUCCCACAAGGACCUUAUCAGGUCUUUCUUCUCCCGCAGAGACAAAAGGUACCAGUCCUUAUGUGCCUUUGGGUGGUACUGCUCGACCUCCUUUAAUUUCUCCUCCCGUCCCACAAACGGCUCCGUUUAGUACCGCUGUACCUCCUCCGAAAGCUUCGGCAAAUCGAGUUGUCCCUGUUCCCCCUACACCUAGCCAGCGUAUCUCCUCGUAUGAACCGGUAAAUACCGGUUUCACCCAGUCACCACCUACGGCGAUGCCUCCAGUAAGUGCCCAGGUACCUCCUCCAGUGUCUGGUUCCGCGGGUGGUACUGUACCUCCACCUCCCAUCUCCUCGAGAUCGAUUAUCUCUCCUCCGCCGCAAAAUCUUUCUUCAAAGAGACAAUCGAUCUCUGGGCCUUCAGUUGCUACUGCUGGAAUGACUACAUACCCUCAGGGAGAUCGCUCUCAUAUUCCACCUAAUUUAAAACCAAUUUAUGAGAUGCUUAAUGCCGAAUUCUUGCGUGUUUCCCAGAGUGUUCCUCCACAAAUGUCGCGUGUGUUACACGAUAUGGAGAAGCGACUCAACAUGUUGUAUGACCGACUUAACGCAAAUGCUCUUUCUAAAUCAUUGACUGAUGAACUCUACGCGCUUGCUGUCGCAUUGACGAACCGUGAUUAUCAAACUGCAUCUAAUAUUCAAGUCACUCUGGUCACCACCCUUCAAGACCAAUGUGAACACUGGAUUGUCGGAAUUACCAGACUUAUUACGAUAAGUAAGUCUACAGCCUAA